Molecule: messenger RNA, 696 nt
Organism: Klebsormidium nitens
Lineage: Eukaryota; Viridiplantae; Streptophyta; Klebsormidiophyceae; Klebsormidiales; Klebsormidiaceae
Source: the annotation of a GenBank genome assembly
AUGGUGGGCCUCCUAGAGCAGCUCUUAGAGGAGGAGGCAAGGCAACGCCGUAUAAAGCAGGAGUUUCCAAAUGCAUGCCCGUUCAUCGUCCAGGAGCUGGCACGGCAAGAGAGGCUGUUCUUAGACGUGACCAGCGUCCGCUUACAAAGGCAAAAGGCUAAAAACCUCCGUCAGGCGUUUUCAGAAGGGGGUGGCUCAAGGUGUUGGGGAUCUGCAUUGCAUCUACUGCUGCGAGCCGUUCCGGUGGUCCUCGCCGCACUCUCCUACUCACCGGAAAGCGUCUACCGAUCCUUCACGACUCCCACCAAGAGCCGCUGCGCUAACCCAAAAAGUAACCGGGCAUCCCAAACCGACCCGGUAGGCGACCGCCCGGCCGUGUUCCCCGUUUCCCGUCUCGCCGUCCCGAGGGGUUUAGCGGUGUUUAUUGCCGCUUCAUCCCCGAUGCGCCUGCCAGUGUUUGCGAGCACGGCCGACCUUACGCUCCGCUUGAAUUCCGCCGGAAUCCGGUACGAGCCGCUGCUGAAAAUGGCGGAAUGCAGCCCGGUGAUGGUGUUCGAGAACGGAGAGAUCCCGCUUUUCCAGGUGCGGUUUCCGUUCGAGGAGCCCCGGAACGAGUUCCUGACGGCGUGUGCGGCGCUAGGUGACGAGGCGCUUUCUGAGCAAGGUUUGUUGAUUGCGGAAUGCAUGUUAGUGUGA